AAUAAAUUGCACUAUAUUUAUAGAAUACUGUAAGGAUCCAAUUCGAAUUUUUAAAUUUCAAACGAAUUCCGCGCGCACAAGAAACGGUUAGUGAGAAGAAGGAGAGGUUGGCAACCAACCACCCCAAAGAAACAGACGUGCGCAAAGCGAAGGUGGUAUUGUCUUGAAAAAUGAGUCACUUCCUUUUGAUCGCUUGGAGAGAACAGACCACUUCUUUUCGAGCGCUUCGAGCAACAGGUUGUAUUUUUAAUUGUGAAUUAUUCUGUGCCUUUUGCUGUUGUUUUUGCGUUUCCAGUGUUGAUCCGUUCCAUUGGAAAACCUAGCAGCCACCGUUGAGCCAUUGGGUGUUCCUGAUUUCUCAUCGUUCUUACGACGAGGUUUUUGCGUUCCUUUUGGCGGUAAGCCGUGUCGAAAUCUUCUCAUCUUUGGAGAGAACAGGCAAAGUGACCAGCUGAAGAAAUGGCCGAAAGACGGGAACGCAGCAGCGAUAACCGUGACGACCCCGACUUCCGGAUCACGGACGUGUGGACAGAUCACACGCAAGCCACGACCUCCAAGGGUAGCCGAAGAAGUCCUAGCAGGGAACCGGAACGUUCCUCCGAAGGACGUUCGAGGAGCCCUAGCCAGGAACGCGGCAGACGCCAAGAGCGACGCGAGAGGACCCCAGAAGAACGACGCCACCGGUCCUACGAGCGAAGCCGAUCCAGGUCCCACGACAGGGGCUGGAGGCGAUACGCUUUGGACCUCGAGCGACGAUUGGCGACGACAUCUUUGCCCCGCCCUUCCUUUUCAGGCACGCGAAAGGAGACGCUGGAGUUCUUGCGGGAAUUCGAGGAUUACUGCGCCGAGACGCACACGCCCUCCUCCAACAAGCUGGGAGAGGUGUUGAAGUGCCUCAAGGGAGACGCGAGGACAUGGGCGACGGCCAGCCAAGACAGCUGGAGCACCUACGAAGACUUCCGCCACGACUUCGUGGAGUUGUAUUGGCCCGCACACCAACGCAGGGCCGUGGCUGAGGAGGUCCGGCGAGGACGUUUUGACCCCCACCGAGACGGACUCAUGGUGGACUAUUUCAUCAACAAGUACGGCCUCCUGAAGUCGCUGAUGUUACCAGACAGCGAGCUCGACACCAUAGACAGCGUCAUGAGGGUGUUCCCGGACGACGUCUGGAGCGCGUGGAGCACCAUUCCAUCGAGGGAAAAGAGUUUUGCCAGGGCUCAGGAGUUCCUCCUUGGACGUGGGUCCGGUCGAGAACACAGGGACUCUGACAGAGGGUCGCCCCAUCGAAGGCGUGAGCGCCGGUCACCACGACGCAGGCGUCGUGACGAUUCCAGGUCACAUGCUCCUGUCCCCGCGUUGCCUGCUCAGGCACCCUUUAACCCCUUUUCGCUUCCUCCGCCCAACACUUCGGGAAACGCCCGGAGGACACGUUGGUGAGGCAAACGUGUCUUGGUACACUUGGAAUCGGGGGGACGUGUCCAGAAGAAAGAAAAAAAAUUCGAUUGGCCUUCCUUUAGGUUAGCGUUUCCAGUCGCUACGCGUAGCUUCGCUCCGAAAACGCUGGGGGACGACUGUAAGGAUCCAAUUCGAAUUUUUAAAUUUCAAACGAAUUCCGCGCGCACAAGAAACGGUUAGUGAGAAGAAGGAGAGGUUGGCAACCAACCACCCCAAAGAAACAGACGUGCGCAAAGCGAAGGUGGUAUUGUCUUGAAAAAUGAGUCACUUCCUUUUGAUCGCUUGGAGAGAACAGACCACUUCUUUUCGAGCGCUUCGAGCAACAGGUUGUAUUUUUAAUUGUGAAUUAUUCUGUGCCUUUUGCUGUUGUUUUUGCGUUUCCAGUGUUGAUCCGUUCCAUUGGAAAACCUAGCAGCCACCGUUGAGCCAUUGGGUGUUCCUGAUUUCUCAUCGUUCUUACGACGAGGUUUUUGCGUUCCUUUUGGCGGUAAGCCGUGUCGAAAUCUUCUCAUCUUUGGAGAGGUAUGUUUUGAACACCUGUUUUGCGGCGAGUUUCAAGCCCCGACGAUACUUCUGACCUCGUGACGCAGCGACGCGUGCGCUUGUUUUUCCACUAAUCUCGUUUUUUUUAUCUUUCAUUUAAAAUCCAUCGCAGUAGGGCUUUACAGGAAGUGAUUUUUAGUUCGGGCCAUGCUUUAUUUAGCUAUAUUUGUGAAAUCUGUAUUUUGGAUGGCGGCAAACGAGUUGUUAUUUUCACCGUUCUUUGUUCAGGCAGCGGCCAUUUUGAAGCGUCCAUUUUGUUUCUUUUAAACGAGCACAUGUUUUAACUGAAUCUAUUGAACAAAUUAACAAACAUUGUGGGUCAUGGGGGGACGUGCCUUCUAUUCCUUUUAUUUAGCCCAUCGUUUAUACAACGCCACAGGAUUCAUCGUAUUUUGCAUCGCAUAUUUUCGACGCCUAUUAUUUGGAAUGACGAAUUCGUCCAACGCCAUUUUGCAACUGCAGCUUGUCUGCCAUGUUUGUUUAUGUGUUUUGUUUGGGGAAAUGUAUGUGUAAUAAUGGCCCACAAUGCAGCUAAAUAAUUUCACGUUUGAAUUUUAACCAAUAACUGACUGGACACGAAUUAAUAUUAAUCACAUGUAAAUCUGUUAACUUUACAAUCUUUCACCUCAUGCAAUUUGUCUUUGUCUCACAAUUUUAGCUUCAGUAAUUUUCUUUGUUGUAUAAUUUGAAUUGAAUGUACAUUCCAUGCUCUACAGUUUUGACCUAACAUAAUAUUUUAUUUGCACAAGUUUAUU
Molecule: messenger RNA, 2753 nt
Organism: Zophobas morio
Lineage: Eukaryota; Metazoa; Arthropoda; Insecta; Coleoptera; Tenebrionidae
Exons: 2
Coding region: 460-1437 (325 amino acids)
Source: RefSeq, a predicted model, not a curated record